AUGUCUCUUCUCUCGUCCAAGACGAAGAAGACACCGGGAGGAGGAAAAACGAGCAGCAGAUGGGAGAGUUUGAGCACGGACAGACAGUUGUUGGUGUUUUCUUUGCUCACCGUCGUCGGUUUGAUCGGGAAAUCGAUGUCCGAACACGAGAAGUGCGCGCACGCGCACCACCGGAUUUCCAUUGGUGAUUAUUCCUCCUCCUCUUUUGCCACUGGAAGGGGUGGUGAAGGCGAUGGAUACGAUGGAUACGCGAGGACGGGACAUUUGUCGUCGUCGUCUGAAUCGUGUCCAUCCGCGGACGAGUUGUGCCCGUCCAGCGACUCGAAACGACGCGUGAGAGACUCGGCGAUACAAAUCGAGUUGAAGAGGAAAAAAAUAGAAGUGGAGGAGCUUCAGAGAGCGCUGGCGAAGAAAAACGGAAACGGAUCCAAAGAGGAUCCCUUGGCGAAAGAGUUGGAGACGAUGUCCUCGGAACUGGCAAAGUUACGGGCGAAGUUGCGAACGUAUAAAGUGAGCGAGCAACAGGCGAUAUCGGACCGGAAGAAUUGCGAGAAGACGCUGGAGUACGGCGGCGACGGAUGUCAGCGGCAAGAGUUACCGAUCGGGAUGGAGUCGUGCGAAAAGCUCGCCGAAUAUAGAAAAGGGUUGGAGAAGAAAAUCAUCACUUUGAAAAGAGAGGCGUGGACGAACAGAGAUAAGAGCGCGAACCAGUGCGCGGGAAAAUUAGCCGCGGAGAGGCUGUUAUGGAUGGAUAGAGCGACGGUAGUGAUGACGGCGGCGAUUGCAGCCGGGACGGACGAGAGAACGCUGGAUUCGACCGGAAUUAUUCAAACCGAAGCGAGGAGAAGAGUAUUAGCCGCGGAAAGAGAAAUAGCGUAUUCGAAAAAGUAUCCCGGGUCGCCGGUAUUUAACGGCGUCGGGAGUGCGGCGAAUGAAGCGGAUUUGUCCAUCGUGUUCAAGAGAGCGCUGUUGGAAGCAAGGAACGAGAUGUUGGCGGAAGAUAAGAAAAUCGACGAGGCAUGGAUCGACGAGUUGUUGCAGAUUCCCGAGUUGAACGGUGGGAAGAGAAACGGCGCGAAAAGAUGGACGCCAGACGAGCGGCAAAAACACAGCGAAGAAUGGGAAGAAGCGGUGAGGAAAUUAACGCCGUCCAUCGUGGAAGGCGUUCAAGUGAAAACUAAAAAUCCGAAAGACGUGAUUAACUAUUUCGCGAGAACCGUAGAGGCGGAAAGAGCUAUGCCGCAUGUGUUUGGAUUAGUCGAGAGAAAGGGAGGGCCUUUGCAGUGGGAAGGCAAAUUCGCUCGAUACGCCGCGCGCAAAAACGCGCGAAGGUCGAAAAAUGUCAAAGGCGGCGUCGUCAAGAAAGCAGACGGGAAUUCAACCGGCGUUUCAAACACAUUGUUUCGUUCCGCGUUAGUCGACGAUGUGUUACCGGACGUCGCGCCUCCGCCAGAAUACAAAAGAUGCGCGUUAGUUGGAAACUCGCAAAGAAAUUUAAUCCAUGAGUACGGCGAGGAAAUCGAUAGCCACGAUACCGUAUUUCGCAUGAACAACGGACCGACUUUAGGAUUUGAAAAGUACGUCGGCACGAAAACAACGCAUCGAAUCGUGAAUAAUCUCUGGACGAAAGCGUACGGUGCAUCGGUGUAUAACUUAGCGCGACUUCCACUAGAAUGGAACGCCACUUUACUCGUUUCUAGAACCGACGGCGAGGAUUUCUACAACGUAGUUUCCGAGUUGAAAAAUCGACGACCGGACGUCAAUGUCGUUCGCAUCAAUCCACCCGGGGCAGCUGCGGCGAGCGAUUUGUUAGACACCUUGCGCAAACGCAUUGAAUCGAAGAGAGGUUUAACCUACCCAGGAAGAGGAUCUCCCUCCUCCGGUUGGCUCGCCGUCUUCCUCGCUAUUCAACUCUGCGAAUCCGUGGACGUUUACGGCGUCGGUUUAGGCGGAUGUUGGGGCGCCGCCGGAGGCGGGUGCAUCGGAGGGAGCGCCUGGCACUACUUCGAGAACGAUUUAGCCGAGCUCUACAAAAACUCUCGAGAAUUCGGCGAAGAUCCGCACCACUCCUUCCAGCUCGAACACGACAUGUUGCGAGCGCUCGACGAAGCCAGCCACAUCAAACUCCACGCGCCGCAAAAAUACGACUCCAUGGAGAAAGAAGCUACGUAUUUAAGAGCCAUGCAACCAACCGUCUUGGACGACGCCCAAGCCACCGCGCGAACUUUAUCCGCGAAAGCAGAUCUCAUCUGCAUCGCCUCCGUCGGCCAAACCUGCGGCUGCGAAAAGAGGUGCAUGUCGCCGACCGAGUUGCACAAUCGAGAGAAAAAAUCGAGAAUGAAAGAAGCCACGCAGGUCAUCAAGUCCUUGGAAAGAUACGACGAAAGUAGCGGUAGUAGUAGUAGCGGUACUAGCGGUAAGAGUAGGAGUCACGACGGCGACGAGAAUAACGAAGAUGAUUAA
Bathycoccus prasinos is the source of this 2463-nucleotide messenger RNA. RefSeq names its product CMP-N-acetylneuraminate-beta-galactosamide-alpha-2,3-sialyltransferase 1. Lineage: Eukaryota; Viridiplantae; Chlorophyta; Mamiellophyceae; Mamiellales; Bathycoccaceae. The coding region runs from base 1 to 2463 and encodes 820 amino acids. Gene Ontology annotation, molecular function: sialyltransferase activity. The record is from RefSeq and is a predicted model, not a curated record. The transcript has a single exon.